Archocentrus centrarchus (flier cichlid) is the source of this 4469-nucleotide messenger RNA. It is a transcript of the gene ppp3ca, whose product is annotated as protein phosphatase 3, catalytic subunit, alpha isozyme. Gene Ontology annotation, biological process: calcineurin-mediated signaling. The record is from RefSeq and is a predicted model, not a curated record. The transcript has 14 exons. Gene Ontology annotation, molecular function: calmodulin-dependent protein phosphatase activity. Bases 228 to 1796 code for a protein of 522 amino acids. NCBI's taxonomy places the organism in Eukaryota, Metazoa, Chordata, Actinopteri, Cichliformes, Cichlidae.
AGCAGCUCCUACAGCAUCCAGCACCCAGCAUCCAUCCCUGCCUGGGGAGCAGCAGUCCUACCCGGCGCAGCACCGACGCACGGAGGGGGCGCAUCAUCUAAGUGAUGCCACAGCAUCAGUCGCAUUUCGACCACAAAUACUGAGAGUGCAUCCUAAAGGAGACAGAGGAGAAAAAGAAAAAAAAAAAAAAAAAAAAAAAGCUUCAGCCUCGAAGACAGCAACUGCCCAUGAAGAUGUCUAACGCUGACAUCGUCUUAAACGCCACCGAUCGGGUGGUGAAAUCUGUCCCCUUCCCCUUGAGCCACCGCCUUACGAUGAAGGAAGUGUUUGACUGUGAAGGGAAACCUCGCGUGGAUCUCCUGAAGGCCCAUCUCACCAAGGAAGGUCGCGUGGAGGAGGCCGUGGCACUUCGAAUCGUCAACGAGGGAGCAGCUAUCCUGCGUCAGGAGAAAACUAUAUUAGACAUCGAGGCACCGGUCACAGUCUGUGGAGACAUCCAUGGGCAAUUCUUUGAUCUCAUGAAGCUGUUUGAAGUGGGAGGAUCACCAGCCACAACACGGUACCUGUUCCUUGGUGACUACGUUGACCGUGGCUACUUCAGUAUUGAGUGUGUUUUAUACCUUUGGUCGCUGAAAAUCCUCUAUCCAAAGACACUAUUUUUACUUCGUGGAAAUCAUGAAUGUAGACAUCUGACAGAGUAUUUCACCUUCAAACAAGAAUGUAAAAUCAAGUACUCAGAGCAGGUGUAUGACUCGUGUAUGGACGCAUUUGACUGCCUUCCCCUGGCUGCGCUCAUGAACCAACAGUUUCUGUGUGUUCACGGUGGACUCUCACCCGAAAUACACACCUUAGAUGACAUUAAAAAGUUGGAUCGGUUCAAAGAGCCACCAGCUUUUGGGCCCAUGUGUGACCUGCUGUGGUCUGACCCUCUUGAAGACUUUGGCAAUGAGAAAACCCAGGAAUAUUUCAGCCACAACACAGUGCGAGGCUGCUCCUACUUCUACAGUUAUCCAGCUGUAUGUGAGUUCCUACAGAGCAAUAACCUAUUAUCCAUAAUCCGAGCGCAUGAAGCACAAGAUGCUGGCUACCGGAUGUACCGUAAAAGUCAGACGACUGGAUUCCCAUCCCUCAUUACCAUCUUCUCAGCACCAAACUACCUGGAUGUUUACAAUAACAAAGCUGCUGUACUGAAAUAUGAAAAUAAUGUCAUGAACAUCCGACAGUUCAACUGCUCACCCCAUCCCUACUGGCUACCCAACUUCAUGGAUGUCUUCACCUGGUCUCUGCCGUUUGUUGGAGAAAAAGUCACAGAAAUGCUGGUGAAUGUGCUGAGCAUCUGCUCUGAUGAUGAACUCAUGAAUGAUGAAGAUGAGAUUUUUGAUGCCAAUGCAGCUGCACAGCGCAAGGAGGUGAUCAGAAACAAGAUCCGUGCUAUUGGGAAAAUGGCCAAAAUGUUCUCCGUUCUCAGAGAGGAGAGUGAAAAUGUGUUGACGCUUAAGGGCCUGACGCCCACUGGCAUGCUGCCAAGCGGGGUUCUUUCUGGAGGCAGACAGACACUGCAGAGUGCCACCAUUGAAGCCAUUGAAGCCAUCGAGACGCAUGCUGAGGACAGAGAAGCUAUUCGUGGGUUCUCCCCCCAGCACAAGAUCACCAGCUUUGAGGAGGCUAAGGGCCUGGACCGCAUCAAUGAGCGCAUGCCACCUCGCAAAGACGGAGUGAACCAUGUGGGUCACUCCAUUGGAAAGAUGAAUAUGUCAGAGGCAAACGGCACAGAAGACAACAGCAACAUCCAGUGAUGUGCUGUCUCAGAACUGCCGGUGGCUAUGCAGCAAGACUUUGCUAAAUUCAGGCCUCUGAACAUAAAAUAAAACAGGCCCACAGAUAGAAAAUGAAAUCUGCAGCAAAAAGGUCAUUUAUUUCAUGACACUAUGUCAUUGCACGGUUUGGGGGAGGGGGGAGCUGGGGUUCACGGCCGAGGGCAGGCAUAAGGAGAGAUGAGCAGGCUUCAACACGACUGCAAAAAAAAAAAGUCAAGUGGUUGAAAGUUGUGUCUGCCUGUUGUUCCCUUUCUCAAUUCAAUUACAGACUGAAUUGUUGGGGGCUGUUUUGUUUUGAGCGCUGACACAUGUCUGCUCUUCAUCACAGGGCCUGGCAGCAGACAUAAUUGCGGUAUCAAUGCCACACAAAUCAUUUUACUGUUUCAUAAAGUGUUUAUUAUGAAUCACUCACAAAUUCACUUGAUAAGGAAAAUGAUCUUGUUUACCUACAUGUUUUGCAAUUAUUUGGUCACACCACUUUGUCAGAAAGAAAGCAAAAAAAAAAAAAAAAAAAAGCAAAAUGUGUACCUCUUCAAACCUGCAGUGCAGUCUUACUGUUGAACUUUAAUUUAUUGAUUUACCUUGUAGUAAGAUGCUGUCAUCUUGCACGGGAAAGAGGACAGGGUGCUCUGGCCUGGCCACCAAAGAUCAAACUCCACUUUGCGUAUGUCUCAGUAAUCUCCAGCAACUGCUCCUUUCCUCACCUUCCUCACUAUCAGCCAUCUCCUAGCAAGACAUAACUUGGAGGGGAUGAGGGAAGAAAAGGGAGGGGGAUGAAAAGAGCUUUUGAAAGUUUUUAUUCCACUGCUUACUGUAGAUAUAUCCCAGUAUCACGAACUACAUACAGUCUGAAAAUGUCACGCUAGCCCUGAAGCUCAAAAGGUGCAACAUUUAUAGGUCAAUCUCAGAGGGUUUUAUUUUAUGUGGUUAUAUCAAAGUUAUUUACUUCCUCUUCACUGUCUGUUUAAGUAUUUCACAUCAGAGAAGGGCAAAAAUUAUACAGUUACUUUUCUGGACAUUUUUACAUUUGAGCGUCCUCUGUUGAAGGAGGCUUGGGGUCAUGAUUAUUCCAUCACUUUGCUUUGCGAUGACUGUCAACAAACUGGAAUUAACACUAAUUUCUGGACCACAGGAGAAAAGUUUCAAACUGUGUGACAUAUCCCGCUAUCGAGACCCCACCCGACAUUCCUCACCUGCUUGUUGCUGAAGAUAAAGUCAAAUAAUUGGUGCAGUCAACUAUAAAACACCUUUGCCCUUUGAGUCUGCAAACUGUUUACUGCGCUGCAAAUUCGGUGAGAUUUCAUGCUCCACACAGAACUACAUCAGGGUGAUGCAGUGAAGAAAUUCUGCAGAUGUGCUGUUUAAAGGCUAUUUAACAUUGUGCCACUUGGAAUAAGCAGGCCUAGAGUUACGCUGAAAUCUAUUGACAUGAUUUGACUUGAUGAAGAAUCCUGACCAGAAUUUAGUUAACUCAUACAAUGAAAAAAACUAAAAUUCUCAAUAUGAUCUUGGAUUGUUUAAAGUCAUCAAGACUUCCUUCAAGAAACCUGAGCACAGGCUUUUGAUUUAUGAAUUCAUUCUAAAUAUAUGAAUCUGUCAUUCCUUGUUUUUUUUUAAUCAAUUUUUUCUAAUUUAAUCUAAGUACAGUGGAGAAGCAGGCUGAGAAAAACUUUACUCACAGGUGCACCAGCACUGUGAUCUCAAAGAAAUAGAUUUCCAUGCCCACAAAUAAGGAAGUACAUAAAUAAAUAAAUUUAAGCAGAAACACUUCAAAAUCUAAAUUUGGGAGCGUCACGCCCCAUCCACAAGUGACACCUGCUAAAUACAUUUCUACAAAUUCCUAUCAUACAUCAAUAUUUUUUCUACUUUAUAUUCCAUCUUUCUAUUUAAUGAUAAAAGUAUGUGAAUUAAGGAUGAACAAAAAGUGAUUUUUACACACAGCAUCUAUGGUAUGGAACGCAUCAAUGCAUGCAGUUAAGUUCCUAAUUGUUCUGUGAGAUUAUAAUUGUGAUCGUUGUGUUUCAAAUAGUAAACUUGAAUUUAUUUAUUUUUGAAUUCUAUUGUUAGUUUUAUUUGUCUUGUUUUAUACAUUUUAUAAAUAGGCUUCCUUUGAUUGAUUUGGUCCAUUUUUUUUUUCAUUCUGUUAUUUAUGACCACUGCUUUUAAUUUUAUAUUGAUUUUAUUGUAUGCAGAGAUGCCCAUCUAAGGUGUUACGCAUUGUGUUAUGGAUUUUUUUCUGUUGUACUGAUGUACAGAACAUGUUCGGUAGUGUGAAUGAAUAUAAUCUCAGUGAAAAGCAACUUUCAGGCUGCCAAAGCAUGAUAGCAUGGUUUUCAGAUGUAAAUGAACUGGACACAAAGAAAAUCAUGUGUCACACUUACAUUUAACAGGAAACAUUGUACUCUGGUUAUAUUUACUGCUGAUAUUAUUAUUGUUACAAUUUAGCUUAUGGUUAUUUUCCUUCCUCCGUUUCUGGGUCUUGUAUGGUCUACAUGCAUAUUUCAGCAAACAAAUAUAAUGGAUUUUAUCUUGCAACAUUUUUUUUUAUUAUUAUUAUUAUCUAUCGAAAUAUGUUUUGGCAUUUGACCUCCUAAAUAAUACACACAUUGUAAGCAUGCCCUAUGGGACAAAUCACAUUUUUUUACUCUUGAA